This is a messenger RNA of Pseudoliparis swirei, 2996 nucleotides long. It is a transcript of the gene rnf44, whose product is annotated as ring finger protein 44. The coding region runs from base 777 to 2093 and encodes 438 amino acids. The record is from RefSeq and is a predicted model, not a curated record. The transcript is spliced from 12 exons. NCBI's taxonomy places the organism in Eukaryota, Metazoa, Chordata, Actinopteri, Perciformes, Liparidae.
CCUUUCAUUUAAAGCUCACGUAAAGCUAAAUAUAAGCAGGUAACACUCGUUAACUACCGAUGUAUUAUAUUAUAUAUACAGACACAUUCUGUAACUUGUAACUACCUGGAUUUACAGCUGAAGCCCUCCUAAAAUAGGCCUAACGACUCUUUUUUUGUCCCAUUAAUUUUUUACAACUACUCUGGCCUAAUAACUCUGUCCACAAGGUGGCGCUGGAUCUCCUGGCCGGACCGGUGCGCCUCCUGUCUGUGCAUUACGGUAAACAUGGCGGCGCCGCUCGCGCUCUCCGCUCCUGAAACGCGCAGACAUGGGGGGGUGUAACCGGGACCGGGAGGCACUCAAAGCAGCCCUGGGACCGGAUUAACGUCUCCAACACCAACAAGUGGCGACGACGGAAGGAAUCUCUCGCGUCACGAAACCUUAAACCCGCUCCACGUGCACACGAGCGCGCGCUGGUGAAACGACAGGCUGACGGCGAACACCUUUUCUUGGGACGCCAGUGGAGAAAUCCACCGGAAUGUUCCACCACACCGGAACAGCUGACCGCGGGACGCAGCGCGCAGCCUGACGGGAUGUGGACGUUCCGAGGGGAGCGUCGGCCAUGAGGUGUGUGCACAUGAACAACCAGUGAGACAGGUUGCCACAAGAGAGAUGCUUAAGUUGAGAAAUCCUCAACAGCUUUUCAGGGUUAAGACGCCACAUCAGAGGCCCGGUCCGAGCGCCCUCGCCGCUCCGCUCCCGUUCCCAGAGUGUGACCCGUCUGCACGCCGUCACCAAUGCGACCAUGGGAAGUAGCAGUAACUAGGCUGCCACCAACAGCCCCCUUAGACCCCCGGAGGUUCCUCGCAGAGCCGUGCAACAUCCCGGUGCAGCUCAGGAGAAGCCCACCAGUGAGGCGCCAGUGGGGGAGACGCGACCGGCCGGCGGCGGCGGCGCUGCCUCUGAUCCAGGAUGAGAACUUCCACCACCUGCUGUUCGCCCAGCACCACCAGCCGGUCCCUUUAGAUGAGUCCAGACAGUACGACCGCACCAGCACACCGCCUCGCAUGCUCCACCUGCCCCCGCAGAGCCCCAUCAUGGUGGAUCUACACGACCAGAUGCACCCGGGAUCCGUUCCGAUAUCGUACACCGUCACCACGGUGACGACCCACGGCUUCCCCAUCCACGCCGGCGGGCCGCCCCUCCCGGGGUGCGGCGCUCAGCAGCUCCCAGCAUGCUCGGUAAUGUUCAGCGGACAGCUCUCUCUGCUCUGCUGCCUUCCUCCUCCUCUCAUCCAGGCGUGUACCAUGCAGCACAUGCCCGUGUCUUACCAAGCCUUCCCACCGCUGAUCUCCAGCGAACAUUUUGUAUUGCACCCGCCCCCCUCGGUCCCGCCGCCGCCGCCGCCGCACCUUACUCCGUUGAGCCAGUUCGUCCCUUUACAGCCUCAGCACCCACGCAUGCCUCUACAGAGGGUAGACAAUGAAGUUGACCUUCGGGGGGACCAGCACCCGUUGGGGACCUUCUCUUACCCUCCAGCCCAUCGCCCACCAGCGCUGCCUCCUCCUCUGCCGCUGCAGUAUCUUCCUCAAGAGCCUCUGCACCAGGAGCUUCCCUUUGGCGUGCCAUAUCCCCACAUGCUGCCCCGGAGAGUGAGCGGACAGAGAUACCGGUUGCAGCAGCCGCUCCCCCCUCCUCCCCCCCCUCCGUCCUACUACCCAGGCUUCCUGCCGUACUUCCUCUCGAUGCUUCCUGUGCCUCCGACGGCCGUGGGCCCGGCCAUCAGCCUGGACCUGGACGUGGACGACGUGGAGAUGGAGAACUAUGAGGCGUUGCUGAACCUGGCGGAGCGGUUGGGGGAAGCUAAACCUCGAGGACUCUCUAAAGCCGACAUCGAGCAACUUCCGUCCUACAGAUUCAACUCUGAGAAUCGUCUCUCUGAGCAGACGCUGUGUGUCGUGUGCUUUAGUGACUUCGAGUGCCGGCAGCUACUUCGUGUUUUACCGUGUAACCACGAGUUCCACGCCAAGUGUGUGGACAAAUGGUUGAAGACCAAUCGCACGUGUCCCAUCUGCCGAGCCGACGCCUCUGAGGUCCAGCGGGAGGCGGAGUGAGACGUCUCUCGAGUGCUGAGCUGGAAAGCUGCACAUUACCCAGAAACUCUGGGGCCACCUGCCACCUGACCUGCGUCCACCACAACGUCCUCCAGCUGCCCCCCCCACCACUCCUGCCCCUUCCACCACAGCGGGCCCGUCCCAGGACGGUUCUCCAGGGCCCGUCGGACCUCUGCUGUGCAUCGCCGUCCACGUCUCAUGAAACCCACUGCCUACCGCAGCCUAUAGCCAGAGUUCUGGGAGCACCGGCCAGUUCUUUCUCUGCUGCCCCCCCCCCCCCCCCUCGUUGCAGAUUCCAAAGAUUUCCCCCUACAAUGCAUUAUUUGCUGCUUUUGUUUACAGGGUUUCAUUUUAGGGUUUUUUUCCGUGUGGAUUUGGUCGUGGGGUUCAUUGAAAAGAGGGAAAGUCCUGCAUUGGAGGCGGUGAGUCGGAGGAGGAAGAGGAGGAGGACGAGAGGCUGGACACCUUUUGUGCAAUUAGCAGAAAAAUAAUAGGAGGACAUGGGGGGGGGGGGCGACGCCCGGCCAUCAUAGAUGCAUGUUUGUGUAGAUGUCGGGCAAUGUGACUUUGUUAAUAAUGUAUGUUCUGCAAUAAUGUAUUGAUCCUUUUAACAGUUUGACCCUUUUUUAAAAUUUGUUUUUUUGAUUUUUUUGCUAAUUCUCUUGUGACUGACUUGCUGUGGUUGAAGAGCGGAUGAAGAUUCCGCUACGCCCCAUUUAGUUUUAUGGACUGCGAGUGAUGGGGGGGGGGGGGACACGUGACUCCGGGGUCUCUUUUGACCCCCGACCCGACCAUCCUCUCCGAAACACGGAGCUGUUAAAAAAAAAAAAAACAGUCGCGGAUUAAUGGACCGCAUCUUCUUUUUUUUUUGAGGUCAUCUGGCAUAACUGCACAAGUGCUACA